Molecule: messenger RNA, 6598 nt
Organism: Porites evermanni
Lineage: Eukaryota; Metazoa; Cnidaria; Anthozoa; Scleractinia; Poritidae
Source: the annotation of a GenBank genome assembly
GCAAUUGCGGAAGAUAUUCUACAGGGGAGCACUUUCUCUUAAAAGCAAGUUCAAUCAGGGACUCCUUACAGACAUGUUGCUUUCAAGGCCAUCCAUUAAUUUUCCGAUGGAGUAUAGGAGGAACAUUGCUAUGAGAAGCUGAGAUCGAUCAGACUGGUAUCAACACACACUGCAUUCGGCUAAAUUUGAGCCAACUAGUCGUAACUUAGUGGGUAUCCAUGGCUUUUGUACCACGAGGAGUAAUCCUAGGGAUGCUGUUUUACUUAACGUUUGCAGUUGCUGGGACAAUAUGGAUAUCCAUGAAAUAUCUCGGUGAUAGUGACUGCAAUUGUUCACAAUAUUUUGAGCGCUCUAAAUUAUCGAGUUCUUUACAUGAACACGAUUUCCCGCACUCGCAAAAUCAGGACAGUGUUACAGUAAAACAUCGGAGAGAUGAGGGGAAUUCUCUGCAAGACACUACAAUAGGUAGGUCUCAUUGAAAAUACUAGACUAAAUUUACAAUGAUGGCUUUACAGAGUUGUAAGAUGAUAUAUAUUUUCUUGGUGACGUGUCGUUUCGACGCCUUCCUGUUAUGCUGGUUCCAAGUUGAUAUUGAACUUUCGCUUGGGAUCCAUGCGGGAGACUCGACGUAAUUCUGAAAAAUCUCCCCUUCAAAAAAAUGCCAAGAACAACAAAAACACUAAAUCAUCCAUUAAAUAACUGCCCCCUCCCAAUCAACUCUGCAUCUUGAGCAAGACUCCUUUCCUCAAGGAUUAUCCACAAGAAAUUACAUAUACAGUAAAACACUCUGGGGACUAAUACUGUGACCUCCUGGAAAUUCUGUAUAAUUUACCCAUAUUUAUGGUGUCCUAUCAAAAGCCUGGAAGGAGGAAGAUAGAAGUCAUUAAUACCUGUAAUAAGUUACUUCUCUAACCUGAGACAGGAUAAAUAAGGGUGGAUGACCUGUGGGUUUGUGUGGUAAAUACACUACAGGCAGUCUAUAAUAAGUUGCAAUAUCAUCAUCAUCAUCAUCAUCAUUAUUGCAGUCAGUCGAUUCGACUAAGACUGUUUUAUGGUUCAGCAUGGUUUGAUAAGUCUCCUCCACGUAGGUCUGUCAUUGGCAUUUUCCUGCCAGCAGGAUCAAAUUUGCAGAAUAUUUCCACCUUUACAAUAAUAUUAUUGUCAUUUAGAAUUUUCUCUCCAGUAGGUGGGAUGAUAACAAAGAUCAGUGAAAAGGCAAAAUAUAGUUUUUUUUUUUCAUUUUAGACAGUACCCACCCUGAUGAUAACUGGGGACCACAUCAACUUGGGGUGGUGGUGCCUUACAGAGACAGAUUUGAGGAAUUGUUGGAAUUUGUUCCUCACAUGCAUAAUUAUUUAAAUGCCAAGAAAGUACGACAUAAAAUAUUUAUUGUCAACCAAGUUGAUAAGCAUAGGUAGGUUAAUUUCAUGCCAUGAAGAAUCUCUAUGUCUCACAGUGUAAGAUAUUCACUAGCUGUGUCUUAGCUGAAGGGCAUCAGUUUCUGCAAAUGGACCCUUGGGAAAUGAAGCUGUACGGUAUUGAAUUUCAUGUCACUGCUAUUUUUCUUGUGACAUCUAUAAUUAACAUUUUUUUGAAUUUUUAUUGCAAAAACUGUGAAAAUUAAGUUGCAUGAAAGGCUGUGCUCUAAUGAAAAUUGAAGGGAGCCCAUGCAGUGCUCUGGAACUGUAAAAUCUAGGGUGCCCAGCAUAUGAUUUGUAUGAAAAAUCUGAGAUUUUCUAGUCACCCGAGGGCAAAGUUAUGCACCAGGGGCCACCGCGCUCUGCUAGAGCACAGCCCUAAAAUUAGUAAAUGUGUUAGGGUGAAUCUUGGCUGUGUUAUUUAGAUUAAAAAAGGGUUUUUGUUAGUUUUGACUGCUAUUUUACCUGGGAAACUACUGUUAUUUUGAGGACAGCGUCAUUCUCAUUUUGUUUGUAUCAGCUACUACCGUAAUCCUCUUGCAGAUUUAACAGAGCAUCUCUUUUAAAUGUUGGAUUUCUGGAAGCCAGGAAUAAUUGUGACUACAUAGCAAUGCAUGAUGUGGAUUUACUUCCACUCAACAAAGACUUAUAUUAUGGAUUCCCUGAGAAGGGACCUUUCCAUGUAUCAGCACCAUUUUUACACCCAAAAUAUCACUACAAAACAUUUGUGGGAGGAAUUCUGUUAAUGUCAGUGGCACAGUUUGAAAAGGUAGGUCAUUCUUGUUCUAUUUUACCAGCAUAAAGAUACUCCAGGCAAAGAUCCAGACUGAUUUCUACUGUUUGGUGGCAAAUGGUUAGGUGUUUGCUAUAGAGAAAAAACCUUUCUUUAUUGCACACACUGUCAGGGCCAUCAGAGUUAGUGUCCUUAACCCUGUCACGGCCAAAAUUAGUAAACUCAAAAAGAAAAGAUUCCAUUGUUGGAGUUGUUGCUUUAUACACUAUUGGAAAAUGUUUAGUUUCAUUUUUCUUGGAUCUCUCACUCACUACUUGCCUAAUGCUCCUGAUGUUUGGCUGGGCUUUUCUUUCUAUCAUUAAUUUUUAACUUAGAACAAGGUGUCCCCUGAAGUAUAUUUAUUGUUCUGUAACCACAAAUUAAUCACAAAAUAUUAAGUUUUUUUAGAAAAUGAAGAUAUGAUCGCCGCAGUGGUUAUUGCAGUUUAAGCAAAUAACCCGAAAAAUAUUUUCGGGACUUCGACGGGAUUCGAACUCAUGGCCUCUGAGUUAGCGCUGCAGUGCUCUACCAUUUGAACUAUAAAGACCCAUACAUUGAGGGAGGCCAAUUUGUUGAGUUUUGAUCUUAACCCGUCAAAGGAAUGAAGCGUUAAGAUGAUGUGAACUGAGGAAAUAUUAUAAAUGCUCAGAUAUAAUGGUCGCUAUGGUUAUUGCAAUUUAAGCAAUUGCAAAAAAACCAAAAAAACCUUUCGGGUUUAUUUGAUAUAACUUCAAUAACUUUAAUUUGCAAUAUAUGACUUCAACAUCAUUCUUUGUUUAUUUUAGGUCAAUGGACUUUCCAACAAAUUUUGGGGUUGGGGACGUGAAGAUGAUGAACUGUAUUUGAGAAUGAAAGAAGCUAAAUUAUCAGUAAGUAAUAAUAUUAUUAAUCCCGCUGAAGCUCGUGCAAGAGGACACUCCUGGAAAACGCAAGAACAGGGUCCGUAACUGGAAGUGGCCAUUUUAUAUAGGAAUGAUCCUCGUUAGUCUGAUCUAGACAUUCUAAAAGUCCAGCAUUUUUUCUGUCGCUCGUUCGGUCGUUGAGCGACCUCAUGCAUUGAAGCUCGCUUCGCUCACUUUUAAGAACUUAUGAGAGGUCGACUUGUAGCAACUCUAUCGUUAGUCGUAAGCUGCUACUAGCAGUUUGGUAAGAAGGUAGAGUGGACGGCUGCUCACGGGAGUGUCCGUUAACAGAACUUUAACUCCAGUAAUGUUAGUAGAUCUCUCUGUUGUGGCCUAUAUUAUAUUAUUCACGCACUGAAUCAACUAAAUUGAUAAUACCAACCUCUCUGCUGCUUCUCCUACUGGAACAAUGUGGAGCCCAUGAAAUUGUUAAGGGUUAAACUUGACAAGAUUAUACCCUCACAAUGCCGGGAUGAUGGUGCUGCAUCUUUGGAAUCCUAAGUGACCGGCGUUCGUUUGAAGUGCUAAAACCACAGGGCGCAGAGGAGAUGUGUUUGUCGUUAGAACAUCAAAACCCGUCGAAAACCUCUGAAAAAUCCUGAAAAAUGGGUUCUUUUGAUCGCGUUACAGACCGCAAACCAAGAGACUGAGGGCUCGCAAGAUCGGCUUACAGUAUAAAAUACUCUUUUUUACUCGGCACUUCAGGCCUCGGGCGACGUGCCGUGCGCCAGCGAGGAUAUGGCUUGCGGCUAUUGAUUUUCAAAAUGGCGAGCAACAAAGUCGAUCUGGGUCAGAUAAGAAGCGAAGAAAUCGUUUACAGUAGAUUCAUAAAGAUCCCAUUGGGCUAAUUAAUCGUGCUAAGCGACAGGUAUAGAGAUUUUUCAAGGUGAGACUUUAAAUAAGUAAUUCAUUUAUUCACACGAAACCCCUCUGGACCCUGUGCUAAAACUGGGUUUUCCAGUCGCUGAAAGCAAAAAUCUUUAGUAGGUUGUGCAAAACAGUCAGUUCUUUCGUCAGUUUGUCAGUUUUCUCAAAAUCAACUGGGUGAGGGGAAGAGUCCUUCUCCUGUCUCACUCUCCGUUUUCAUCCUCGCUCCAGACCUUUCGUUUUACUGCUCGCGCGUUCUUGUCCUUCGCGAAAAUACGAGCUGUUUAGUAUAGCAGUUAAGUCUAGUAUACUGCUGGGAACUGUUAGCGGACAACCGGGCUUAACCUUGGGCGUCUAUAUGAGAUCAAUGGUGUACUACUAAUUCAAUAAUUGUCAAGAGUGAUCAGAUGAUAGAGUUUAGUCUUCUUUUGUCUACAAUGAACAGAACUUAAAACAGGGAGCGGAGCGGGUAACGGAGCAGGGAACGUAGCGUAGAACGGAGCGGAGAAAGGAGCGUGGAACGGAGCGGGGAACGGAGCGGGGAACGCAGCUGGGAACGUAGUUGGGAACGGAGCGUAGAACGGAGCGGGAAACGAAGCGUGGAACGGAGUGGGGAAUGGAGCUGGGAACGUAGCUGGGAACGGAACGGGGAACGGAGCGUGGAACGGAGCGGAGGACGGAGCGGAGAACGGAACUGGGAACGGAGCGUGGAACGGAGGCAGAGGCGGGGAAGGUCUCAAAGUUUUUUCAAUGUUCACUAUUCUCCACAUCCCAUUUACUUCCAUCUCCCCUUGUAUAAGUACCCUAGGCUGAUAAUCUCAAAUGUCACAAUUUUUUUCGUUACAAACUCUUACUUCUUUCACGUGGCUAUUAAGGUUAAUACCGUUUGACGAUGUUGAUAUUGAUUUUAGAUUUAUCGCCACAGCCGCAAACAAAUAACGACUGGUUAUGAAACGUUUAAACACGAUCAUGACCCAAAGAAAAGAAAACGAGACUACGCAAGGUUUUAUGACCAGAAGAAGGUGGGUUGGUACACAGUUACAUGUAGGUAACUGAUACCUGUUUAUACCUUGGUUAAGUCAUCUCGCGAUCUGUGAUUAGUAAAUUUUCGCUCUGUAACUUGUGUACGGACCAAAAGAUCUUUCUUUUUUCUUCAAUCAUGCAGCUACAAGUGCGCCUAUCUACGAAAAAGCCAUCAAAACGAUAAAAUAGUUUUGUUUUUCAACUUAGAGAAUCAUGUAGUGCGUUUUUAUUUGCUUGUUCUGUAAAAUCGUUUGUAAGGCACCAAGAUCUUGUUCUACAAACAGAAAGUCACAUGAUAUAUAUAUUGCUACCCGCGAUGUAACUUCCAAUCCUAUAAAUUACGGAUCACAUUUUUUGUUGUUGUUGUUGUUUUUGUGUUAGUUUUUUUUGGCGGCUAAUAAGAGGUACACAGUUAGAGCUCCUUCUGAAUGAAAAUCCUUGGGUAUUGCCGUGAAAAAAGAAUUGGAUUUUCUGUAAAACCUAAAAUACUGUUUCUCUUCUUCACAUCGCCUUUCACCAAUGCAGUCAAAACUGUCAAGACAGUUUUUUUUCAUCUAUUGAGAAAUUCCAAUUAAUUUACGUCCAAUUGAAAACUUAAAUUUGUUUGGAAUAUUCUGCGUAGUAAGCAUUUCUUUGCUUAACGCAGAAGCUGUGGCGGGAACAGGAGGCUUCCCGUCCAACUUUCGCUCUUACACAAGUACGUUUGCUCAAUGGCGUUCGCGUCCACUUUUUCAAUGCAGAUAUAAAAUUACUGAGACGCGCGCCCAAGCGCUCGUUCUUUUUCCCUCUGUCCCCGAUGCCCCCUCCCGAAUCGAGGGAGCUUGUUCGCGCAGGCUAGUUUACCUCUUGGUUUUCAAACGGUAGCAUAACGUUUAUCAUAGGCCGAAAUUUCAUUCACAUCGAGGAGAAAAUAUAUAAUCGCGCCGUUUUUAAGCCGUUGAAGUUAAGUCUUCAGAUGUUAUUAGAUACCCUCCUGAUCUGAAUUUUCAUUCUUUAGAGUUGAAAUCUUGAAAUUCCUUGUUUGUGUUCGUGUUGUCUUUUCAGGUAUCGUUUCAGAGAGACAGGGAAACAGGAGUUACAACAGUCAAGUACAACAUUGCUAAAACGACUGAUCUUGUUGUUAAUGGGGCACCGUGCGUGAUUCUCAACGUGAACUUGCACUGCAAUGUACAAGAAACACCGUGGUGUGAUAAUCCUGACACGUGACACAUAGAACUUAUAUUUGCUCUUAUUAAAGCGUCAUAUAGAUGUAAUUUAUAAAAAGUGGAAACUGAAAAACUGUGUGAACCAGAAUUAAUUGAAAUCAGUUAUACAAUGUACAUCCACGUUUGCGCGUUCCAUCAAUUAACUGACAACUGAUUGUCACUGAAGAUAUUAGAGAAAAGAAAAGGAAACAGCCAGUAUUUUUUCUGUAUGGCUCUUCGUUCGACAUCGUUAGAUGAGAUAUGACUUUAAAGAAAAAUAGCUCUUUUAUCACAAAAUCUGUCAUGUAUUAUGAUGAUUCAAUGCAGUUCGAUAUCACCUUUUUUUACCUAAUUUCCGUGCCUCCCCCUAACCCGGAAAGGUCGCGCGGCACAUCUCUACAUGAAUGAAUUCAGAAAGCUAUAUUUUUCUGU